AUGCUGGCCCCCUUUGUUAACGAGCUUGACCGCAUUGCGCCCUCGUUCAGGAUCAGCGGCUCCCAGAUCCGCGUCCUCCAAUCGCCCAGCGAGUUCUACGAGACCCUCAAAGAGAAGAUCCGUAACGCUGAACGACGCAUCUUCCUGUCGACCCUCUACAUUGGAAAGUCUGAGCAAGAGCUGAUUGUCACACUCCAAGAAGCACUGCGCGCGAAGCCCGAUCUCAAGCUCAGCAUUCUUACCGAUGCCUUGCGGGGAACCCGCGAAGCCCCUAAUCCGUCAUGCGCUUCGCUUCUCGCUCCUCUAAUCGCCGAGUUUGGAUCAGAUCGGGUCGAAAUACGGAUGUAUCAUACCCCCAACCUCACCGGGCUGAGGAAGAAGUACAUACCCAAGAGGAUCAAUGAGGGCUGGGGCUUGCAGCAUAUGAAGCUGUACGGCGUUGACGACGAGAUCAUUAUGUCAGGCGCCAAUCUGUCCAAUGAUUAUUUUACGAACAGACAGGACCGAUAUCAUCUGUUCUCAUCCAAGGAUAUCACCGAAUACUUUGCGAAUCUUCAAGAUGCCGUGUCAUCCCUUAGCUUCUUGGUCCGUCCCUCCGAUUCGCCGAAGUUCGAGCUAGUUUGGCCUCGGGACAAUGCUGCACCGUCACCCUUGGAGGAUCCACGGCAGUUCGUGAAAGAAUCAACAAGCAUCUUAUCGGGCUUGAUUUCCCCCAAAACGGCGCCCCUGACGUCUUAUGAUCCUACUCCGGAAGAAGACAAAGACACGUCCGUUUACAUGCUUGCCCAGUUCUCCCAGCUACUGUCGCCAGACACGUCUACAGAGCUGCCAGCUGUUACCCAUAUUCUCAGAACAUUGUCGUUGCCGCAGUAUGCCAACUCAUCUUGGAUGUUUACUGCCGGGUACUUCAACCCCGAUCCGUCCUUGACGAAGCUCCUUCUUUCCACCCAAUCCCACAACAACACCGUAAUAACGGCCUCGCCAUAUGCCAACGGCUUCUACAAAUCUCCUGGAGUCUCCGGUCUCCUACCAGACGCAUACACCCUCCUUGCCCGUCGCUUCGUCCAGGCUAUCCAUCGCCACAAAAAGCAGGACUCGACCGUUCUGCGUGAAUGGAGAAAGGGCACAGUUGGUGAACCGGGGGGCUGGACAUAUCACGCCAAGGGUCUUUGGGUGACAUUGCCUGGAGAGGAGAACCCAUCCAUCACCAUGAUUGGCAGCUCCAACUACACCAAACGAAGCUAUUCGCUCGAUCUUGAAGCAAACGCUCUAGUUGUGACGGAGAAUAAGGAACUCAAGAAGCGCCUGGGAGAGGAGCAGCGCUGGCUGAAGGAGCACACCACUAUAAUGACAAGAGAUGACUUUGCUACACCAGAGCGUCGCGUUGGAGUUCAUGUGCGCAUUGCAAUGGCCAUUGUCAAAAUGCUUGGCGGCGCCCUAUGA
Thermochaetoides thermophila DSM 1495 is the source of this 1443-nucleotide messenger RNA. RefSeq names its product cdp-diacylglycerol-glycerol-3-phosphate 3-phosphatidyltransferase-like protein. Gene Ontology annotation, biological process: cardiolipin biosynthetic process. The record is from RefSeq and is a predicted model, not a curated record. NCBI's taxonomy places the organism in Eukaryota, Fungi, Ascomycota, Sordariomycetes, Sordariales, Chaetomiaceae. The coding region runs from base 1 to 1443 and encodes 480 amino acids. Gene Ontology annotation, molecular function: CDP-diacylglycerol-glycerol-3-phosphate 3-phosphatidyltransferase activity. The transcript has 2 exons. Gene Ontology annotation, cellular component: mitochondrion.